UCCUGCUUUGCGUCACCUGCCUCCUCGGUUGUAAAGAGACGUUACCCUCGGAACUGUUCACUGCACCCAUUACAACUGGUGGACUUACGGGGUAUUCAAGAACAUCCACACCCUGGAAGUCCGAUCUCGGACUCUGCCUCCCGUCUUGCCUGACUUUUCCCAGCUGACGUCGCCGCCACCCCCCGUUGCCUGCUCUGGCGCUGUCCCCCAACGCCAUCCAGCGGUUUUCAGCGGUACGGAUGAACAGGACGUCAAUGGCUGGUUGGCUACGUACAAACGGGUUCGGACGGUCGUGAAUUGACAUGACCAGCCACAGACAACUGGCUGCUGCAUCACUAGCGUCACCGUUUACUCAAAGCGGGGUACCGAAGGUUUAUGAUGAGGUCAGAGAACCCGACCGACAAGCCACAGCCGAGCUGCUCAAGACUUGGCAGGCGUCAUUUUUCCCGUGUUCCAGUGAAAACGACGCGAGAGACCACCAGUACCUGGACGUCGGCUGUGGCCCCGGAAACUUCACGCUGAAGUACCUCUUGUCCCUGUGCCCUCCGACGCUGAAAAGACUCGUGGCUUCGGACAACUCGGAGGCCAUGCUCGAUUAUGCGAGAAUGGUCCACGCCCACCCAAAGAUUGAUCACCGGUUGCUGGACAUCGCUGUCGACGACGAUGUGACUCGGUUCAUCGCCGAGGAGGGUCGCUUUGAGCGGGUCUACUCCUUCCUCGCGUUUCACUGGAUUCAAAACAGGGGAGCUGCACUGAAGAACAUCGAGCGCCUGAUGACAUCUGGUGGCGAGUGCCUCGUUAUAUACAAUCCCUACCCCGCACCAGCGCUGCUCUACAGGGCACUACUGGAAAGCAAGUCGUGGGCGAAAUACCACGAUGUGAUCUGGCGCGCCAUGCCCGUAUUUCAUGAACAUAGCGACGCUGUCUCCUUGAGAAAGAACCUCUUCGACCUUGUCAAGCUAACAGCGCUCAUUCCACUGACUUGUGAACUGGUUGGAGUCAACGUCAAAAGUGCAAGCAUCGACGACGCUGUUUGUACGCAAUUGGCACCCCCAUAUAUAAGCUGCUCGCAGAAGAAGAGAAACCCGAGUUGUUCAAGUUCGUCAAAAAUUUCAUGCUGCAAGGACAUUGCUCCAGCUUCUCAACAGAAGGAACAACAAAACAGCUCAGAUUUGUUUUUCACGGCUACAAACCGUAGGCUUCAUUUUUGUCUCCACCAAUGCAUCGAGAACCGGCAGAGUGACGUAACAGCCCAAACCUCUCACUCGCAAACUUCGCAAAUUCUAGUGAAGGUGAGCUUUACAAAGUACAGGCGGAAUGCUGAGAUUAGAGCGUGCAAGGAACGUGAUUAGAUUUUAUUGCAAUAAAUACCGGUUCACGUCCCCGCCA
This is a messenger RNA of Dermacentor albipictus, 1389 nucleotides long. RefSeq names its product juvenile hormone acid O-methyltransferase-like. The record is from RefSeq and is a predicted model, not a curated record. NCBI's taxonomy places the organism in Eukaryota, Metazoa, Arthropoda, Arachnida, Ixodida, Ixodidae. Gene Ontology annotation, molecular function: S-adenosylmethionine-dependent methyltransferase activity.